CACGCGUCGCCGUCGACAGAAUCCGUAAUCUAUAUUUCUACCGUUAAAUCGAGUUUUGGACGUUGAAACGAGCGAACGUGUGUCGUUCGUCGGUGGAGGAACUUGAUAUAUUUUGGGAUUGCCUGGUUCUGUAACUAGUGAAAGAGCAUCCCAUCAUAUCCAGCAAUCAGCCAAAAAAAAAACAAUUGAAAAACCCGCCCGUAAUUGUCCAAUCAAACCCAGCAAGAAUAAAAACAACAACAACAGCUUUGGUUAAUGAGACAAAUGUGCGCGCGUGAAAAGGCCUGAGACAGCGCGCUACAAGUGGAAAUACAAGUCGAGUUGCAACACAGCAUAACUAACUAACGGGAAGUGGCUGCCACUCACUCAACAAGUGUCGCCUCCGCCUGGGAUUAUCUAAUAAACCAAUACGCACCCCACCAAUAAUAACAGAUUAUAUAGUACCAAAGAGCUGGGAAUAAAUAUCAAAUUUAAAACAGUUUUACGUGAGUGAUUUGUGUGUGUGCCUGCAUGUGUGUGAAUCGAGCAACGAACAGCACCAACAACAACAACAAGAGCGUCAGCAGCAGCAACAACACUACGGCAACGUCAACAACACGCAACUGCUGCGAGUGCGACGGAGACAGCAACAGCGUGAGUCAUAAAAGUGAAAUGAAAAUGCGGAUAAAGCGAGAAGCGCCGUGUCUUCUGUUAUUUAUGCCAAUCCAAAACACCAACAACAACAAUCGCAUUGGUGCUAAUCAGAAGGACUAUCCCAACAAGCGGUCCAGGGAGAAUCUGGCAUGUGACGAGCAACAGCAAGUGACAUCGACGACGUCAUCGUCCACGGCAAUGAAUGGCGGCGGACGGACGCCGCCACUGAUGCGCAGCUGCUCCAGCCCAGCGGUCUAUGACAUUGAAACACAUCCCGCCUCGCCAGUCUUCCCACAUCUAUUGCUGGGCAAUGGCCGCGACGCCGUAGAUCCGAGCAGCGUGGGCGCCAACUGUGUGCUGAACGUUACCUGCCAAAGUCCCAGCGAGAGUCAUCUGCAGGGCCUCAAGUAUAUGCAAAUACCUGCCAGCGAUACGCCCCAUCAGAAUAUCAAGCAAUACUUCCAGGAGGCCUACGAUUUCAUUGAAGAGGCACGCAAAACGGGUUCCCGCGUCCUGUUGCACUGCCAUGCGGGCAUCUCGCGCAGCGCCACCAUCGCCAUUGCCUACGUCAUGCGGCACAAGGCGCUCUCGCUGCUGGAGGCCUACAAGCUGGUGAAAGUGGCACGACCCAUCAUCUCGCCCAACCUAAACUUCAUGGGGCAGCUGCUGGAGCUGGAGCAGAGCCUGCGGAAGAGCGGCGUAUUGGCACCCGCGUCGCCGCACAGCGCCCCCACAUCAGCCGGAUCCACGGCGGGAUCUCCGGUAUCCCAUUCUAGUCAACUGGUGGAGCAGCCCGAGCGGGAGCGGGAGGAGGAAGAAGAGCUGCAUCGGCAGCGCAAGUCCAAGUCCGACAGCGAGGCCAUGGACGAGGAUGUCUACGACUAUGACGACGUGGACAGUGGCGCCGGUAGCUUUGCGGGCAGCAACUGCUCCUCGCGGCUCACCUCACCGCCCAUUACGCCGGACGAUGAGGCGCCUAGCACCUCGGCCGCGGCCACCGUCUCCGAACUGGACUCACCCUGCUCCUCCACUAGCAGCGGCAUCUGCUCCCUGCUGUCCACAGCCUCCGCCUGCUCCGCAUCGUCGUUGUCAUCCGCCGCAUCACCGACGCGGCAGCUGGCCCUCUUCAAGCGCAACUCCCCCGCCAAGCUGCGGCUCAAUCUUGAGUCCAGCUAUGCGCCCGCGCCGGCUGCUAUACCAAAAUCCAUAUCCUGCGUAUCCGUUAACUUUGCCACACGGCAUCCCACGGCACCAGCCACGCCCAGCUGUGAGGCGCUGCCGCAGCAGCAGUUGCUUAUGCAGGAUGCUCCCAAGAACAACAAUAAUCUGGCGGUGCCGGCGUCAAGGGACUGAGGCCCGAAGCCGUAUCGCCACCAAGCAGCUGUGAAUAAACUGAAAUUUAUGUGUAUACAUUUGGGUGAUGCAAAUCGGGUAUUUCUAUAUACCAACAUCAGUACGGACGUGGAUCGGACAGCAGAACUGCGUCACGUCACCUGGAGACUGGAACGUGUAAAUUUUUGAAUUUGAAUUGUACAUACACCGUACCUAAGGGAUGUCUGCUCCUGGACCAGACGGAAUACCAAUUGCAUCGUCAGAUCGAAGACCUCAUCUGACGUCGAUUGAUACUGUUAAGAGCUUUUGUAAAUGUAUUUCAAAACUCCACAAACCCAACCCCAACCCCAACAACAAACAAACUAUGAAAUCCAAAAGAACCAACUGGAAUUGAUUGGCAGGGGGAACUGCUGCUGCUGCUCUUGUGCAGAAACUAUCAUCAGUUGUUCAAGAGAAAAAUGAAAACCUCGUAUAUGUUAAUUUAGCUUAAUUUAUAUCAUAAAAAGCUCCACCUAGACUCUAAGCGAAUCUUAACUAUAUCUAUACACACACAUACAAUAUAUAAACUACAUAUAUUACAAAUUCACGUAGAACAAUGAGAAUUGGAAACUAUAUUUCUGCUACCUUGCCACACAGACCCCAAAGCGCGUAAUCUUCCCAAACAACCAAAAAUACCCCCACUUGGCCAUAUUCACAAGCGAGAAAAAUCGUAUCAAAACUGUUAUAAGUUUUAUCAAACAGCUAUAGCCACAACACACACCUACACCCGCACAUGCAUAUUUAAUGAAUUCUUAAAGUGAGGAAAGUUUUGUGUUUGUGUUUUUUAGUUUUAGUUAUUUAUAUAAACCAAGAGCGUGAGAUGAAUGCAGUUUGAUUGAUUUGUAUUAGGUCGUAAGUCUAUUAGGCUAAGCUACACCCGAAAAGUGUGUUAACCGUGUGUUAAGUAAACGGAAAUUAUAAACA
Messenger RNA from Drosophila subobscura, 2928 nucleotides. RefSeq names its product tyrosine-protein phosphatase vhp-1 (gene puc). Gene Ontology annotation, molecular function: protein tyrosine/threonine phosphatase activity; MAP kinase tyrosine/serine/threonine phosphatase activity. Gene Ontology annotation, biological process: negative regulation of MAPK cascade; protein dephosphorylation. Bases 511 to 1986 code for a protein of 491 amino acids. NCBI's taxonomy places the organism in Eukaryota, Metazoa, Arthropoda, Insecta, Diptera, Drosophilidae. Gene Ontology annotation, cellular component: cytoplasm; cytosol. The transcript has 4 exons. The record is from RefSeq and is a predicted model, not a curated record.